Messenger RNA from Salpingoeca rosetta, 1922 nucleotides. RefSeq lists its product as uncharacterized. Gene Ontology annotation, cellular component: cytosol. The transcript is spliced from 6 exons. The record is from RefSeq and is a predicted model, not a curated record. NCBI's taxonomy places the organism in Eukaryota, Choanoflagellata, Craspedida, Salpingoecidae. Gene Ontology annotation, molecular function: sedoheptulokinase activity. The coding region runs from base 72 to 1886 and encodes 604 amino acids.
GAAAUACAUGCACUUUAUCGUGUCGCAAGAGGUUGAAGGACUCGACGCUGGUUGGCUCGGUUUGAGCUGCGAUGGCGUCAGUGGUGGGAGGGCUGGAUGUGGGGACGACGAGUGUAAAGCUGGUCAUUGGCACAGCAGGACAAGGUGCAGCACUGCAGGUGGUGUUUGAGACAUCGCUGCCGCACAAUGCAUAUGUGUGCCAUGGCCCCGUGCGAUUCGAGCAGGAUGCCGGGAAGCUUGCGCAGGCAGUGGAAACGUGCUUUGCCAGAGCGCCAGCACACCUGCGCAGCGCCAUGACCACCCUGCACAUCUCCUGUCAGAUGCACGGCUGCAUUUUCUGGAACAAGGACGCGUUCACGCGCACCCCCGCAGCGCCACCCGGAUCCUUAUCUCUCCUCUUGCCGCCACACAGCCGCCUCUACACCUGGGAAGACAAGCGGUGUGACGACACAUUGCUGGCCGCAAUGACGAGCUUUGAGUGCCCGAGCAAGUCACGCCAUUGCCGCUGUGUCAACACGGGCUAUGGCUGCGCCACGCUGCUUUGGCACGCGCACCAUCAACCGGAAGUGCUUGACAACUUUGACUCGUGCACCAGCAUUGGCGACUUCUUCACAGCGGCGCUGUGUCAGCAACCAGUCGCCAUGAACACCACCCUAGCUGCAUCGUUUGGACUGUUCCACCCAGAGGACAACACGUGGUGCCAACACGGCCUUGCCCACGCCCUGACCACCACCACAACAACAACAACAACAACAACAACAACAACAACAACAACACCAACAACAACAGCACCAACACCAUCAUCAACAACAGCAGCAACAGCGCUAACAAGAGCGUCUACAGCCCAGCGCGUGGCAAGGGUGCUUGACAUGCUGCCACAGGUGGUUCCGCCGCUUUCCCGCGCAACCGCGGCCGCCCCACGACGCACAGCCUCGUCACCACCACCACCACCACCACCACAACCAUCGUCGUCAUUGUCGUCGCCACUGGUGUCCACUGACUCGCGCUGGCGCGGGAACAUCCACCCGACUGCUGCACAUGUGCUGGGACUGUCAGCGAGCUGUUGCGUCCUCACGGCGUCGGGCGACAACCAGUGCCAGGUGUUCGGAUGCAUUCGCGCGGGUGGAAGCACAAUCCACGCGCAAACAGGAAGCAAUAACGAUACUGGCCAAGGUGCUGAUGGUGGAGACGAUGGGCAUGCGCCGGCGUUGCAGUCCUGUGUGGUCAACUUUGGGACAUCCUCCCAAGCAAGCGUCGUCACUGCCACCGACAUGUCGCACGCAAUCACAUCAAGGAUGGUGGAGUGCCGGCCAUUCUUCUUCAACCGCUGGCUCCUUGCGUCGUCCAGCAUCAACGGAGGAAACGUCUUUGCUCACAUCGGCGCGCACCCGCACCUGCUGCGCACUGCGCUGCACACGCACACGCUCACAACCAGCGAUGGCGAUGGCGGUGAUGAAGAUGGUGGUGGCAGUGACAGUACUCCGAGUGAGGGCUCGUGGCUGUUUCGUGAGCUGGAGACGUGCAAGUGGACGGAGUGUCCAGUUCACGUUGACGCGCGUGUUUAUCGCGAACGCGACGGAACUGGUGGAGCUUUCCGGAUUGGAGAUGACGAGACGCCACCGUCAUCACCACAGCAGCCAGCGUCGCUGCCUCAGCUCCUGUCGGGGAUUUGUGAUAGUCUGGCCCAGAACGUCUGUCGCCCGCUCCUCCAGACACUCUCUGGGCAGAGGCCGGUCCUCGUGCUUGCAGGCAACGCUUGCGUUCGAAGCCCGUGCUUGCAGGCAUCCAUCCAGCGUGUGUGCUCUGCGAAGAAGGUGAUGAUUGCAGACCCGUCCAUGGACGCGGCCGCUGGUGCAGCCAUGCUGGCACUGCUGACGCGCACGUGAUCAUGGUGUUAUUUGUGUGUGUGUGUGUGUGUGUGU